Cladophialophora carrionii CBS 160.54 is the source of this 897-nucleotide messenger RNA. RefSeq lists its product as uncharacterized. The record is from RefSeq and is a predicted model, not a curated record. NCBI's taxonomy places the organism in Eukaryota, Fungi, Ascomycota, Eurotiomycetes, Chaetothyriales, Herpotrichiellaceae. Bases 1 to 897 code for a protein of 298 amino acids. The transcript has a single exon.
AUGGUCCACCUGAUCCUCACGGGCGCCACCGGCCUGAUCGGCUCGUCCGUCCUCUCGCACAUCCUCUCCCUCCCGCCGACCAGCAAACCGGCCAUCGACAAACUGUCGAUCCUCACGCGCUCGACCUCGAUCCCCUGGCUCGCCGCGACGCCUCCGCCCGGGACGCCCACGACCAACAACCACACCGAGAUCGAAGUGAUCGAGCACCGCGACUUCGGCACCUACCCGCCCGAACUCCUGGCCCGGCUAAAGGGCGCCGACGCCUGUAUCUGGGCGUUGGGAGUCAGCCAGAACGACGUGUCCAAGGACGAGUACGUCACCAUCACGCGGGAUUACGCCGUCGAGGCUGCCAAGGCGUUCUCGACACUACGCGCCGCUACUGCUGCUGCGGCGGCGGCGGCGGCGGCGGGGGCGGACGCAAGCGAAACCGCAAGCGAGAAAUUCAAAUUCGUCUACGUGUCCGGCGAGGGCGCGACGCUGCACCCGCGGCCGUGGACGCCCAUCUACGGCCGCGUCAAGGGCGAGACGGAGCGCGCGCUGCUCGACCUGUCCAAGACGGCCCAAUACUCGCCCCUGCUGUCCGUGUACUCGGUCAGGCCGGCCGCCGUCGACGGCGCCAACCAGCCGUGGAUCUGGGACCAAGUGCUCAACACGAAGAGGACGGCGUUUCAGCGCUUCUAUCUCAAGGGCCUCAUGCAUCCUAUUCGCUGGGGCUGGGCUGGCGAGGCCACCCACAGCCCGACCGAGGGGUUGGGCCGCGUGCUUGUCGAGAUGGCCGUCAGUGAGCAGGGAGGUGCGUUCGAGGUGGGCGUCGGCGUGGAUGCAGAAUCCGAGGGGCGCACGCUGGGGAACAAGCGAUUGAGAAUGUUAGAGAGGGGGCAGGGGUGGUGGAAGUGA